AUGCCUCUAUUCUCAUCCCCAAAAGACUCAAGCGAAGACCGACCAAACGGUACAAAUGGGGCUGCUCGUUCCAACGACCCCGAGGAGGGUGAACAGGCUGUGCCAGAUGAGCACACUCGACUACUCCCGAACCGCGUCAACUCAACUCAGCCUGGUCUACUUGCCCCCGAUGAUCCCGCAGUGUCGCCCUAUAAUCUCUGGAGCAUCCGAGCUUUGCGAUACUUGACAAUUGCUUUUACCCUGAUAACGCUUGUUUGGUGGAUUCUGCUUCUUGUCUCUACUUUCGUGACGCCCCCUGGCAUUGGAACUCGUGGCAGCCCUUGGUUUGCUUUUGGAUUCGCGACGUGGACACUUGCGAAUCUCAUCUUUACACUUCUUUUCUUCGAGGUGCCAUCCAAAUCUGUCAGAAUUCUUGCCAUCUUCAUUUCCGGAGUUAUCCUCCUCGAUAUGGUUCUCAUCUUGUCCGUUCAAAAGACUCGACAUGAAGAGGGCUGGGUCGGUGCUGCCAGUGUCAUCUGGGCACUACUCACCAGUCUCUGGACUUUGGUGGUCGAUCGAACUGUCAAAUGGGGCAAGGCUGAGGAAGAGGAACGCUUGACAGGUCGGGCUGAGACGAGACGAACCUUGUUCGAAUGGUCCGAGGUGAUGAUUUCAACGGUCGCCUACGCCAUCAUGUCAGUGGCUGUAUUCCUCAUCACUGUGACCAUUAUCCUGCGAGCCCUCGACGCCGGUGUGUCAUACCCAGGAAAGCUGUAUCCGGUUGAUAACGGCAAAUAUCGCAUCCAUGUUUACUGCCACGGCAAUAAGACCGACUCCAAGGGCAACGAUCUGCCCACCGUAUUGUUCGAAGCCGGCGAACGAACCGUAGAAUACGAUUUCUGGGGGUUUGCGGAUAACGCCGUCAAGAAUGGUUCCAUUUCACGAUACUGCUUCGCCGAUCGACCUGGCUACGGGUGGUCAGAUAACGCACCCUCUCCAUCAUCAGCAGGCUUCGUGGUUGAUACCCUCAGUGAGGCACUGGCUGGUGCUGGUGAGAGCGGACCAUGGAUUCUCGCAAGUGCCGGAAUCGGAUCGAUUUAUUCAAGAGUCUUCUCAGCGCGCCACGGAGAUCACAUCAAAGGUCUGCUCCUUGUCGACCCCCUACAUGAGGAUCUUCUCGACGACGUUGCAUCACCCGGCCGAGGAUUCGUUCUCUGGCUCUGGGGCGUUAUCUCCCCACUCGGCCUGGACCGAAUCCCCGGUGCCAUCUUCCGCGGACGAACGAGCCGCGACCGAGUAUACGGACGAUCGGCCCAGCAGAAUGGCAAGUUCAUCUUUGCCAAACUGCAGGAGAGUCUGGUCGCCGGUUCGUUCACUCGGCGAGAUGCGCUGACCAGCCGUCAGAUCCAGGACAAGGAUACGCCGCUUGUUGUUAUUAGCUCCGGCAAGCACAUCAAGGAUAGCCAUACAUGGGAGAAGAAACAGCGAGACCUGACCAAGUUGACCAAGAACCUCAAGAACUGGGACAUCGUCGAUGGAGCACCCCAUGAGGUUUGGAGGACUCUUGAGGGCCGACAGAAAAUUGAGAAGAGACUCAAGGAGCUAGUGCAUGCUUGAGAAUAUUGAAUGUUUGAUGAUAAUGCUUGAAAUCUUAUUCAGAUGCCACAUCCACAGCCGAGCCUGCACGUGCCUUGUCUAUCAGCAUCUGGAGACCUCGAGGAUGUUGCAAGGGUUGAUAUGAUGCUUAUGAGACUGGGGGUUGACGGGAAGCUUGUGGAGCAAUUUCAGGGAUCGGAUUGACUGUGUGUGUGUGUGCAUGAGCAUCAGCAAUGCACGGCUUGGCUUUUCUGAUGCACACCUUGAAACGACAAGAAUGUUUUUAUGGCUUCAUGAUAUUUUGUUAUUACCGGCAAUUAGUCAUAGCAUGUAUCCGUAUAAUUUUAAUUUAUUUCAAUAUCAAAAUACCAGUCUAGCAACACAUAAA
This is a messenger RNA of Fusarium odoratissimum NRRL 54006, 1963 nucleotides long. RefSeq lists its product as uncharacterized. The transcript has 2 exons. Lineage: Eukaryota; Fungi; Ascomycota; Sordariomycetes; Hypocreales; Nectriaceae. The record is from RefSeq and is a predicted model, not a curated record. Bases 1 to 1596 code for a protein of 531 amino acids.